Molecule: messenger RNA, 1095 nt
Organism: Naegleria fowleri
Lineage: Eukaryota; Heterolobosea; Eutetramitea; Acrasida; Naegleriidae
Exons: 1
Coding region: 1-1095 (364 amino acids)
Source: RefSeq, a predicted model, not a curated record
AUGAAUUUAACAACCAGAGGAGACUCCAUUGUCAGCUCAGUCGCCAACAUUUCUGGUAUUGAUUUGACAAGUGCAAUUGGACUACCCCCUUCGCGGUUGAUUAAUGGCGUGGCAAAUUGUGGUCAGUACGACAACUUUGUGAAUUCCACGAUCGGAAACAUGGACGCUGUGACCACUUUUGUGACAAACAGGUUCAAUAUGGGAAGCGGAUUUUCGAGCGGCCUCAAUGACCUCUCGUCAUCUCUGUCCUUUGAUACCAGCUCAAUUAAUGUUGGAAGUAAUUUACAGUCUAAAUUCGACUUAUUGAACCUUGAUUAUAACUCCAUGGCUUCAUCAUUCAACUCAAGCUUGGAAACAUUUGAGAGGGAUUUGCUAACUGUACAAAAUCAAGCAAACUCAUCCCUCCAGACUGAGCUCUCCAAUUCAUCCCAAACCAUGAACACGAUUCGUUCAUAUUGUGUGGGAAGAGAAAGUCAAACAGUCUGCGUCAAGUAUGCAGAAUAUUUGAACGCAACCAAACAAUACCAAGAUUGUAGCACAUUGAUUCAGAGUAUUCGUCAACAAUUAGAGGCAAUUCAAAUCACAGUUUCAAACAUUAACAGUGACUUGCAGAGCAAUCUCUCACCUCUUCCUGCAAGAAUUACAACCACUGUGACAGAUCUUUCCAAUAACAUGACCAAGCUCAAGAAUGACACUUUAGCUUUGGCUCCCACUCUGCUCUCAGAGACCUUGCAAAAAAUUAUCACUGAUUUCAGUUCUCCCCUCAAAUGUGCCUAUGUUCCUGCAGCACUCCACGAUGUUAACAAUAGUGUUUGUGUGAAUGGUAUUGUGCUGGAUUCUUUAGUCAUUGGGGCGUGCUCGUUUUUGAUUGGCCUCUUGUGUGCUGUUGGAUUUGUGUAUAUUCUUCUUGUUGAUAAGUACAUUACAUACCGACUGAUUAAGGAGGAAUCAAAAAAGAAAUCUUCCAAGAAGAAGCAAAGAGCACCAGCCAAGCUUGUGGAGUUGCCAUCUCUCCAACUUGAAGACACCCCUGCUCUUGAGAAGCCAGUUGAUUUUGGACAAGAGGAUGAUUUAGGAAAUACAUUCCAGUAUUGA